AUGGUCUUCACGCGUGGUGAUAUCUCCGGCCAUGAUGAUCUGCCAAUAGGUAAAUCAGAUCAAAUCCACAAGUGUAGAACCCACAAUAUUGACAACGACACAGAUCAUCACGAAGCCAGCAAAAAGAUCAAAAUAGUUUCAUGGGAUGGACCACUGGAUCCUGGAAACCCAUACAACUGGUCUCUAGGCCGAAAAUGGUUUCUCACAGGCCUCUCUGUGUUCGCCACCUUCAUAUCCUUGAUCAACGGCACAAUCCUCACAGUGGCACACGAACCUAUGAAUGAGUAUUUCAACGUUUCAGAUGCUGUUUUCCCUCAUUCGUACUGGCCUGUCACUUCGUGGGCCAUUGGCGGCACCUUUUUCUGCCUGUUCAUUCUCCCGCUCAUGGAGGACUUUGGUGUGCGAUGGGUGUUCUUAGGCACGUACGUGAGCUUCAUUUGCUUUGUCGUGCCCCAGGCAGUGGCACAGAAUUUUGAAACGCUGGUUGUGACAAGAUUCUUUGCUGGCGGAUGUGUCUCCAUUCUUGCAAAUACCGCUGCCACCGUGAUUGGGAAUGUCUGGGACAGUGAGCGAAGUCGCAACAUUCCAGUCAGUCUUUUCAUCAUUGCCUAUCUGGCAGGAAGCAGUAUUGGACCUGUCAUUGGAGCUGCUAUCUUCCAGCAUCUAUCAUGGAGGUGGAUUGGGUAUAUCCAGAUCAUCUGGUAUGGUGCUUUCUUCCCUAUUUAUUUCUUCUUCUUCAAGGAAUGUCGUGAAAUCGCCAUUCUCGGACAACGGGCGAAGGCUCUGCGCCGUAAAGGCGAGAAUGCCUAUACUCAGCAUGAGAUCGACACACAGGAUCAGUCGAUCUUGAGUAUAGUGGGUCGCAGUGCGAGCAGGCCUAUUGUACUUUUCUUCACCGAGUCCGUGGUGUUCGUCUCGACACUGUGGUCGGCCUUCACCGUCGGUACGUUGUACCUGUUUACUCAAUCCGUCGAGCAGGUAUUUGCGGAACUGUACGGCUGGGAUGCAUCACAGGCUGGAUACAUCCAGGCCGCCGUCGUGAUAGGAGAAAUUUUGGGAUGGGUGGUCACUUUGUUCUCGGGCAAGGUCUACUUCGCUUCGGCAUCCCGCAACAAGGAACUUCCCGGCACCCCUAUCCCAGAGGCCCGAUUGUAUUUCGCUAUCGCAGGGGGUAUGUUUGGUAUCUCUGGUGGAAUGUUCACAUAUGCCUGGACGUCAUACCCCCAGUUCCCGUGGAUCGCACCGGCCAUUGGUCUCGGCAUGGUAGGGGCUGGUAGUGUUGUUGUUGUGACAGGAAUUUCCGACUAUGUGGUGGAUUCGUACAGCAAAUACGCAGGCAGUUGCAUGGGCAUGCUUGCCGCGGGUGAGAACAGCCUAGCGGCGUUCCUUCCGCUAGCUACAAUGAGCAUGUACAACCAUCUUGGUUUCCAGUGGGCUAGUACGCUUCUAGCCUUCAUCGCAUUGGCUCUAUCGUCUACCCCGAUCUUAAUGCUUUUCUGGGGCGAAGAGAUCCGAGCACGGAGUCCGUUCAUGAAAGAGGCAAUGGUGGAAAAGCGGAGGAAGAGUAUCGACUCUGUCUGA
This is a messenger RNA of Penicillium paradoxum, 1581 nucleotides long. RefSeq lists its product as uncharacterized. The record is from RefSeq and is a predicted model, not a curated record. Gene Ontology annotation, molecular function: transmembrane transporter activity. The coding region runs from base 1 to 1581 and encodes 526 amino acids. Gene Ontology annotation, biological process: transmembrane transport. The transcript has a single exon. NCBI's taxonomy places the organism in Eukaryota, Fungi, Ascomycota, Eurotiomycetes, Eurotiales, Aspergillaceae.